AUAGCCCUCCGGCUUCAACAUGUAAGUGAGACGUGGUACCAAUCUCAGAGUCUACUACUAGGUACCUACAUGAGCAUGUUGGACAAGCAAUACCAAGUAUCAAUAUGAUAUACCACUUCAGCAGAAGUAUGUUCAUCGAUUUUGGUUGAAGCUUAUCUCCAUACCUAAGUAGCUACAUAUCCAAGUGGAGCCUUUGAUACAUAUUGUAGAUCAAGAUAUGUAAGGUAGAGGAGUCCUGACUCCGUUUUCAUCUUGGUUCUCCUACAACUUUUACAUGCGAGGCGAUCUCAUCUACAGCCAUACAAUAUUUAGAAUUCUGGCCUAUCAGUUUCAAAAUGUCGGAUUUAUCGUCCACGACGUCGACUAUGGAUACUCCUCCAAGCCCACCCGAUGAAUCGACGACGCUUCUUCCGAAGACGCCAUCAGAUGGGGAACAGUAUCAAUCCCCGCAAUAUCGGCAAUGGUUAUUAGAAAUUUGGCUCUUGACGAAGGCUUCGAUUCCAGUGAUACUGGCAUAUACACUCCAGAACAGUCUCCAGACCAUCUCUGUCCUAAUCGUCGGUCGUCUCUCUCCUGAAGCUUUGGCCACAGCAGCUUUCUGUUAUAUGUUUGCGAUGGCUACAGGCUGGUUGAUUGCUAUGGGAGGCACAACUGCGCUAGAUACCCUCGCCUCAACAAGCUUCACCGGUUCGCAAGACAAACAUGAUCUCGGGAUUCUUUUACAGCGAGGGAUCGUGGUGUUAACACUAUUUUACGCCGUGGUAGCCGUAAUAUGGGGGUUUUCCGAGCCCCUUUUCCGGGCGUUGGGACAAGAAGAGUUUAUUUGCAAAGAAGGCAGCAAGUUUCUUCGCAUUUUGAUCCCGGGCGGACUGGGAUAUGUGUGGUUUGAGUCUAUGAAGAAGUAUUUGCAAGCACAAGAAAUCUACCGACCUGGAACAUACGUCCUCCUGAUUACCUCGCCACUCAAUGCUCUUCUCAACUACCUCUUCAUUUAUAAGUUUGAAUUGGGCCUCUACGGCGCUCCUUUCGCGACGGGCAUUUCGUAUUGGAUUUCCUUCCUUCUUCUUGUCGCAUAUGCAACUUUUAUACGUGGACACGAAUGCUGGGGUGGUCUUGCUCCUCGACGUGCUAUCUCUAACCUAUGGCCAUUUGCACGCCUUGCGGUCCUCGGAGUUGUUCACGUAGGAACCGAAUGGUGGGCGUUUGAGAUCGUCGCCCUGGCUGCUGGUAGAUUAGGCACUAUCACUCUCGCGGCGCAGUCCGUCAUCAUGACGGCUGACCAGGUCAUCAAUACAAUUCCCUUCGGCCUGGGUGUCGCCGCCUCGGCCCGCAUUGGAAAUCUUCUUGGGGCUCAGAAACCUCGCGAGGCAGCGCGUGCCGCUCACUGCGCCGCCAUCUUAUCGAUGAUUCUCGGAACUGUUAUCCUGACUAUCUUGAUGAGCACCAAAGACGUAUUCGGUAGAAUCUUUAACGACGAUGACCGCGUCGUCCAACUUGUAUCGGAAGUCAUGCCGUACGUCGCGCUGUUCCAGAUCGCUGACGGACUGAACGGGAGUUGUGGUGGCGUAUUGAGAGGGAUGGGACGACAAUGGGUUGGUGCUCUUGUUAAUCUGAUUAGUUACUACGGCGGAGCACUUCCGGCGGGUAUAUACCUAGCCUUUAAUGGAUGGGGUUUGCAGGGACUGUGGAUUGGACAGUGUGUUGCUUUAUACCUAGUGGGGAUUUUAGAAUGGGUGAUAGUUGGGCUGAGCAAAUGGGACAUAGAGGUUCGCAGGGCGCUAGAUAGACUUGAUGAGGGCGACAUAGCGGACAACAAUGCCCAUGGGAUAGAAGAGAUUGAUGUUCACGCUGAGGUAUGAGCCGAACUAUGAAAGGGAUAAAAGCUAAGUUCCCGGUAUCGACCCAAACAACAUCUAAUCCAGACCCAAUUGAAGCC
This is a messenger RNA of Annulohypoxylon maeteangense, 1936 nucleotides long. Its product is annotated as MATE efflux family protein. Lineage: Eukaryota; Fungi; Ascomycota; Sordariomycetes; Xylariales; Hypoxylaceae. Gene Ontology annotation, cellular component: membrane. The coding region runs from base 336 to 1859 and encodes 507 amino acids. Gene Ontology annotation, molecular function: xenobiotic transmembrane transporter activity; antiporter activity. The transcript is spliced from 2 exons. Gene Ontology annotation, biological process: xenobiotic detoxification by transmembrane export across the plasma membrane. The record is from RefSeq and is a predicted model, not a curated record.